AUGAACGUGCCUGAAUUUCGGGUGCCUGCGUUUGCGGUCAACCGUGGCCAGGUCUGCUUCGUUGCAUCGCUGUUCGCCGCUCUGUUAUGCACCUUCCAGCAAUCGGGUGUUUAUGGAAAUCCCCAGAUAAGAACAUAUCCCACUUUCCCUGGACAAGUCGUUUAUAGCCGAUUUGACCCGGACAAUCAGCGACAACCAUCCGACUAUCCCAUACAAUUUCCCAAUCAAUAUGACCAGGAGCGCGAGGUCGAGGAUCAGAAACCACAUGUCGGUCCCUUGCAUUUCGCUUUUGACAUGCUGAAGACGUACGUGCUUCCGCAGCAAACAAAUGCCGCCAUCUGCCCGAUACUGCCGCAAACCUUGCUGGCCACCCUGUACGACGUGGCGGACGGCGGAGCCAGGAUGGAGCUGCUGUCUGCGCUAAAGGCGACCCCACAGGCUCUGCAGCCGAUUGUGCAGAAGCAGCUGCUGGCUACCAACCGGUCGGGGGUGAACGAGCUCGACUACGCGAUGGCCUAUUUCAUCGGCGCCGAUACAAAGAUCCAGCAAGAUAUCUAUCGCCGCGGCGUCGAGAACGGUGUCUCAUUUCAGAAGGUCGACUUCCGCAAACAAAACGAAGCGGCCAGUAUCGCCAACCGCUGGGUGACGGAUAAAACAAGAGGUCUCAUCCGGGAAAUUGUUGCGCCUGGUGGACUCGAUCCUGCCACCCGUCUGAUGAUGGCCAGCGUUAUCUACUUCAAGGGAAAGUGGAAGUAUCAGUUUAUCGACACGAAACAGGCACUGUUCGAGACGGCACCGGGUGGACAAAGAACCCUGCAGGUGCCAAUGAUGUACCAGUACAAUAAACUCCGGUACGGUGAGGUCGAUUUCCGCGAUGGCAAUGGUAUGCGCUGGGUCGAGCUGCCGUACGAGGGUACUAACGGGUUAUCUAUGGUGCUGAUGGUGCCGAAGCAGCGCCACCAGCUGGACCGGUCACUGGAGAACCUAUCUCUGUCCGAUAUGAGCAACGUCAUGGAGCAGCUGACAGCUCCUCGGGUGACGAACAAGGUGCAUCUGUACGUGCCUCGGUUUAGCGUGUACAGCUCAUCCUCGUUGGUUCCGGUGAUGAAGAGUCUGGGCCUCCGGUCGAUCUUCGAUCGCUCGACUGCCCUGAGCGGUCUGUCCAACGAGGAGCUGGUUGUGCGCGAUAUCACCCAGCGGACAUUCAUCUCGGUCGACGAAGAGGGCACGACCGCUACCUCGGUGGUGUCACUUUCGUUUGUCGCUCUCAGUGCCGUCACGCCACCGCCGGCAAUCAACUUUACCGUUGAUGAGCCGUUCCUGGUCAUGAUAGUGGACAAGAUACACUCCUAUCCGAUGUUCGUGGCAAAGGUUGCAGUGCCAGAAAAGUUUUAA
This is a messenger RNA of Anopheles coustani, 1395 nucleotides long. RefSeq names its product neuroserpin-like. Gene Ontology annotation, molecular function: serine-type endopeptidase inhibitor activity. Lineage: Eukaryota; Metazoa; Arthropoda; Insecta; Diptera; Culicidae. The record is from RefSeq and is a predicted model, not a curated record. Bases 1 to 1395 code for a protein of 464 amino acids. The transcript has 4 exons.